Messenger RNA from Morus notabilis, 819 nucleotides. RefSeq lists its product as uncharacterized. Bases 1 to 819 code for a protein of 272 amino acids. Gene Ontology annotation, molecular function: protein binding. The record is from RefSeq and is a predicted model, not a curated record. The transcript has 3 exons. NCBI's taxonomy places the organism in Eukaryota, Viridiplantae, Streptophyta, Magnoliopsida, Rosales, Moraceae.
AUGGCGGCGAGCUUCUGCCCAUAUUUUCCGAAAGAGAUGUUGGAGAUAAUAUUUUCGUGGCUACCCGCCGACUCUUUGAUACGUUUCAAGCGCGUUAACGAGUUCUGGUAUGACCUGAUUCGUGACCUCAUCAAAGACAAAAAAUUUGUGACAAAGCACCUCCACAAUUUGAGCAACAACGAGUCCUCUGCAUCCUUAGUCUUAAGUCCCUCUUGCCCCAACGACUACCAUGACCCCACAAUCUGCUCUGGACACAGAAGGCUGUUGCUCACCUCAUUUAGUGAUGAUCAUGAAAACGGCCGUGCUCGUUCCGUCACUGAACUUCUCAACUUUCCACUUGCUUGGGGUGGACUCUGUAGGUGGCUUAAUUGGGAGGAAGCUAAGCUUCUUCUGAAAUCGAAGAAUUCCAAUAACUAUUCGUGUGUGGCAGUAGGAUUUGGAUACGACUCUGUAGCUAACGAUUAUCAUUUUAUUAGGAUCUUUAAGGGGUCAAAAUUCAAAGCUGAGUUAUAUUUCAAAGCUGAGUUAUAUAGCCUUGGAUGCUGUUAUUGGGGAAUGGAAGAUUAUAAGGAGGACUUUGUUAUCCUUUGUUUCAAUAUGUCAACUAAGAAAUUUCAUAGUAUACCGAUCCCAGAUGCUAUCAAAAGCUGGACGUCCUUUUUGUUGUGGAAUGAUUCGAUUGCCUUUCUUGACUAUAAUAAAGAAAGAGAGAAUCCGAAUUCAGUAUCCAUUGAAAUAUGGGUUAUGGAUGAAUAUGAUCUUGCUAAGUGUGAUGAAGGUUCUUUUACAUGGAGCCCAGAUCUGGCUAAAGAAGCUUGA